Molecule: messenger RNA, 1747 nt
Organism: Austrofundulus limnaeus
Lineage: Eukaryota; Metazoa; Chordata; Actinopteri; Cyprinodontiformes; Rivulidae
Gene: arhgef39
Product: Rho guanine nucleotide exchange factor (GEF) 39
Biological process (GO): positive regulation of cell migration
Cellular component (GO): plasma membrane
Molecular function (GO): guanyl-nucleotide exchange factor activity
Source: RefSeq, a predicted model, not a curated record
UGUCCUUCUCACGAGGACCAUGAGUUUCUCCCCUCAUCCCUCCAGUCUGACUGGGUGCAGCAGCAUCCAGGAGCAGAGAGACCGCUGGGAGAGGAAACGCAGUCGAACAGCCAAAGAACUGGUGAAGACGGAGCAACAUUAUUGCCGGCAACUGGAACUUGUAACCACAUUCUUUGUGGAAAUCUUGAAGGCCAAAGGAACCCUGAAGCAGGACAUUAGAGAAGGCAUCUUCAGUACAAUUAAGGACAUUCAUUCAAUGAACCAAUCUCUGCUGGUUCAUUUGGAGAAUGGCUACUUGGUCAAAGGUCUGGACCAGUUCUGUUCACAUUUGCACUUCUACAAUAAAUAUGUGGACAACAUCUACAAUGCCAAAAAAGUGCUUGAGAUCCAGCUGAAGAAAAAUAAGGCCUUCAGACGUUUCAAGAAACUACAAGAAGCUCGACCAGAGUUCAACAACCAACAGCUGGAGGACUUACUUCGAACGCCCCUUCAGCGAAUCAAGCAGUAUAAGCAUUUUCUACAAGACCUGACUGGAAACACGAGUCCAGAAAGUCCAGAGUUUGAGAAGCUUUCAAGGGCUGCAGCAGCAGUAUGUGAGGUGUCUGAACGUAUCCAGGACAAUGCUGAACGGCAUGAGAACCACCUGCAGCUCUGCCGAGUACAGAAACUGCUGAAAGGGCGAAAGACAAAGGUGUUGGCUGCAGGACGAUGGUACAUCCGUGAGGGGUGGCUAAAGAUCGUUCCUGUAAAAGGCACAGAGGCUAAGCCCAGGAUGUUCUUCCUGUUCUCGGACAUGUUGCUGCAGGCCAAGCGUUGCAGCCCUCUGCAUCCUACCAGUGGAGAGAAGUUUGUUGGCCAACAUGCCUACCCUCUGCAGGAUGCCACUGUUGAGAAGGUGUUUGGUCACACUAGAAGCCAGGGUGGUCUACUCAGUUUAACCUUCCCCAGAGCCAAACUCCUGCUGAUGUCGAGCAACCAGCAGGACCUCAAUGACUGGUACCAGUGCCUGAGCUCAGCUGUCACGAAGCUGCAGUCCAAACCGACGGUGGUCCAUCAGCGAUCCGAGCCGAGCCGCAGACCCCUCUGCUCUGCUGAGGAGACGAACAUCUCCCCCGUCAGAAAGAGAAACAUGACGAGCUGUGAGCAUGCUCAGAAGCCCCCGUGUGGAGCGGAGUGCAGCCCCCUGAAGAAGAUGAAGAUGUCUGARGCUGCAGGGCAAAGCAGUGAGGACMCCUCCUCCUCCUCCUCCUGUGRGAUCCUCUGAUGGUCGUUCAGUGAGCACACCUGAAACUCUCAGCUUUAACUUCCUCCUUUGUGCAAUAAUAACCUCUGCAGCUGAUCACAGGGUGACACCAUGUAAUCAUGGAGCAUUACUUUAAACUCCUCCCACUUUAUUUCAUUUACUGAUCCUUUCGUGUGUUUUUAUUUGUCCGGUGUUUUAGUUUUGUCAAUAUAAAUCUGUUUUUGUGCUUUGAAACAUUUAUUUCUACUUUAUACCUGAAGCCAAAAGUUUGUGAUUAAAAUGACCCCAGUGCUCAAACAGCUGCUACCUGCUGAAGAGCCUCGCUUUGUAUUUACUGAGCAAAUUUAAAGUCUUCCUUUUUAAACUGUUUCUCUAUUAUUCAUUUUUCUUUUCUUUAGCUAAAAUAUUAUUUAAAGCUGUUACACUGGUUUUAUUAGAACUGCAGAUGGAAAUUGUAAUUUCCAAAUAAAACAAUCUAWAUAAAAUAAAGCAUUUUAAAUCUUC